Molecule: messenger RNA, 6632 nt
Organism: Pristis pectinata (smalltooth sawfish)
Lineage: Eukaryota; Metazoa; Chordata; Chondrichthyes; Rhinopristiformes; Pristidae
Gene: shoc2
Product: SHOC2 leucine rich repeat scaffold protein
Exons: 9
Coding region: 655-2400 (581 amino acids)
Molecular function (GO): protein binding
Source: RefSeq, a predicted model, not a curated record
CGUCGCCCUGAGCUCAGUCAGUGCGAGAGGCAGCGGAGGGCUGGCGGUAGGUAGGGCAUUACCUUCGCCAGGCCUCGGGUUAAAAAUAAAUAAAUAAGUCUCCUGCUUCCAGGCGGCCGCCGAACCCGAGGCUCUUGCGGCGGGCAGGGCAGGCGGGGCCGGGCAGUGGCAGGCGAGAAGGGAGCUGGGGUGGCAGCGGUGGGAGGCUGAUCGGGCCGUUGCUGCCCUACGGCUGACCGGGCUGUCAGUGGGGCCUGGGCCUUCGGGGGAGACGAGAGGACGCGGACUGAGCGGCCGAGAGGGACGGCGGUUUGGGGGGGGGGGGGGGAAGAGGCAAGAAGCGCGUUGCUCUGGCCGGCGAGCUGCCCGGGAGAGGCUCGCCGCUCACACACUGGAGCACAGGAAUAUUUCUGCUGAUAUAAGUGAUACAGCAGAGUGAGGAUGUUCAACAAGGGGACUGCAGCUCUAUUCCAGAUUAAAACUGGAUAUGUCUUUUAAUGACAGAUGUGCAGUUUGGUGCCAUAUCAGACUUCAUUUUACAUUGUAUCCUGGAACAUUUUAAAUAAGAACCCUUUCAACCUUCGACAAAAAGAAAUUGUUCUAUUGUGUGCUUUCUAAAACAUAAUCGACUUGGCUACUGAUUUUGCAGCCAUUAUGAGUAGUACAUUAGGAAAAGAAAAGGACUGCAAAGAAAAGGACCCUAAAGUUUCUUUGGGAAAGGACAGGGAAAGGGAUGCAAAAGCUUCUGGUGGCUUUGGAAAAGAUGGUAAAGAGAGAGAAUCCAAAACCAAAGGGAAAGAUGCCAAAGAAGGAAAAAAGGAAUCCAGUGGGGUACAACCAGGUGUGCAAUUCCAAGUGGACAAUACAAUAAAACGGCCAAAUCCUGCACCGGGACGUAAAAAAUCUAGUAAUGCUGAAGUGGUUAAAGAGUUAAACAAGUGCCGUGAGGAGAAUGCAAUGCGUUUGGACUUGGCUAAAAGAUCGAUUCAUGUUCUUCCAACGUCAGUCAAAGAAUUGACCCAAUUAACUGAGCUUUAUUUGUAUAGUAACAAAUUGCAGUGUUUGCCAGUAGAACUGGGAUGCCUUGUGAACUUGGUCACCCUGGCACUGAGUGAAAAUUCGCUUACAAGUUUGCCUGACUCUCUUGAUAACUUGAAGAAACUGCGAAUGCUUGAUUUACGGCAUAACAAACUUCGAGAAAUCCCUGCAGUAGUGUACAAGCUGAUCUCCCUUACCACUCUUUACUUACGGUUUAAUCGUAUAACUACUGUGGAGAAGGAUAUCAAAAAUUUAUCCAAACUUACAAUGCUGAGUAUCCGUGAGAACAAAAUUAAACAGCUCCCUGCAGAAAUAGGUGAACUCUGUAACCUCAUAACACUGGAUGUGGCUCACAACCAGCUUGAACACCUGCCAACGGAGAUUGGCAAAUGCACACAAAUCACAAAUCUUGACUUGCAACAUAAUGAGCUGCUUGAUCUGCCUGAAACUAUAGGUAAUCUGUCCAGUCUGAGUCGUUUGGGGCUGAGGUACAACAGGUUGUCGGCUGUACCCAGAUCACUGGCAAGGUGUAGUGAAUUGGAUGAGCUUAACCUAGAGAACAAUAAUAUCUCAACAUUACCUGAGGGUCUUCUUUCAAGUCUUGCAAACUUGACCAGUUUAACAUUAGCAAGGAACUGCUUCCAGUCAUAUCCAGUUGGUGGACCCUUGCAGUUUUCUACUAUCUACUCUCUCAACAUGGAACAUAACCGCAUCAAUAAAAUACCUUUUGGAAUCUUCUCCAGAGCUAAAGUGUUGAGUAAGCUGAAUAUGAAGGACAAUCAGCUAACUUCACUUCCAUUGGACUUUGGAACCUGGAUAAGUAUGGUAGAACUGAACCUUGCCACUAACCAACUCGCAAAGAUUCCAGAAGAUGUUUCGGGACUGGUUUCUCUGGAGGUUCUUAUCUUAUCAAAUAACCUUCUUCGAAAAUUGCCUCAUGGCAUUGGACACUUAAGAAAACUGCGAGAGUUGGACUUGGAAGAAAAUAAACUUGAAUCUCUUCCAAAUGAAAUUGCUUACCUUAAGGAUCUGCAAAAACUGGUCUUAACCAACAAUCAGCUGACUACGCUUCCUAGAGGAAUUGGUCACCUAACCAGUCUGACUCACCUUGGCCUGGGAGAGAACUUGCUAACUCACUUACCUGAAGAGAUCGGUACACUGGAAAAUCUGGAGGAAUUGUAUUUAAACGAUAAUCCUAACCUGCACAGCCUUCCCUUUGAGCUGGCACUCUGCAGCAAGUUGUCCAUCAUGAGCAUUGAGAACUGCCCACUCAGCCAUCUUCCAGCACAGAUUGUAGCUGGUGGUCCGUCCUUCAUCAUCCAGUUCCUGAAGAUGCAGGGCCCUUAUCGUGCCAUGGUUUGACUGAAUCAAAAUGUUGCAUACACUGUACAAAAUAUAAAUUGCAUUACUGUCAUUAUAUAUAAAGCAAUUUUACUAAGACUGCAGUAUGUGUUUCUGGUAAUAGAGGAAUUGUAGCCAUUUAGAAUUUUUUAAAAACCUGUAAAGAAUUACAGUGCUGGACUGAGGUUUCAUGUGAUAAGUACCAUUCUUUUUUUGUGAGUGGGGGGUGGGAAUGGAUCUUGCAAAAUCAUAAGCAUGAUUUUAUGUAGUAUGCAUUGAAGGUAUUACUUUGUGUAUUUAAUACGCAAUGUAAUAUUUCUUUGCAAUUAACACUCAAAAUGGCAGGCAUAGGACCUGGGGAAUUCUCCUCUGAAUAUGUAGGUGCCAAUUACAUUCUUAUUUUAUCUUGCAACUUUGAUUUCUGCCACUAGAUAGUAAAUCAUGGUCAUUAUUGCAAAAGCCUAUAAAUGCUUCAGGCCUGCCAUUUUCCUUCGUGUCCCAGUCUAAUUCUGUGAUUGAAAGUUAAGUCAUGAAGUUUUAGGGUGGAAGGGAAGAUUUAGAAAAGAGAGAAAAGGUGUUUUCUUUUUGUUUUAAAAAAAAGGGAAGAAAAAUGCAAGGUAAGCUAGGAGCAUAAGUUUGAGAGUGUACAAAAGACAAGCAUAUACAAAAGCCAAUGGUGGAAGAACAAUUAAACCAAAGAGAGACAAAAAAUGCAAAUUAGGGCAAUGCGGAGAAAGUUUAAAAAAUCUCCUCCCCACGCAAAUGUUUUGUAUAUUUGAAAAAGACUACUUAAAUGAUUUUUCCGGGAGUAAAAUAUUGUCCUUAUAAAUAAUUUCUGUAUAUUCUUGAUCAGUUCCAUCAUAGUCUCUAAGAUUUGCCACUUGAUUUGAGCAAUGGUGUGAUGCUGACAGGCAAUAUUUGUAUAAUACAGAUACACUGGUCGUACACUGCAUUGCUUCAUAGUUUGCCUGUACUGUAGUCUAUGUAGUAUACACAGGAAUAUGGCUUUUAAAGUUUGUUUCCCAUUAUUUCAUUAUCUUCUCCCAUUGAUGUGCAAAGAGGAGCUUAAGAGCAAAUCAAAGGGAUACUCCCAGACUCAGCUCAUGUUUUCCUAAGUGAUCCAUGGGAAGGACUCGCAUAAUGUAACUUUUCUCCCAUGUACAAUCUGAAACAUUUUGGACCAUGGAUGAAUAAAAAAUGUUUUCAGUUUCCCGAAUCCUGUGACAAAAUCACCUUAUUCCCCAUACCUUCACAUUUUUCAAACAGUGAUCAGUGUCAAAUCUGUUUAGGCAAUCCAAGGUUCAGUAUUUUUUUUACCCAUCCUUCAUGUUGCAUCUGCACAUGAAGCUAUGUAUGGAGGGCUAAUUUUCCUCAUACUGUACAUUUUUGCUGCUGCAUGUAUUUUUCCAAAUUGUAUGUAUGGGCUGUUCGAGUCUAGGCAGUUUACUUUUAGUUUGUUAAUGUGAAUACAAGUGCAGUAAAUCCAUGAAAAAUGUUGUUUUUAGGAACUAUUCUAUAAAUGAAAUGCACAUAGUAUUGAUAUAAACCAGUUAUUCUGUUCAGUAUUCAUCUGAGGAAUGUUCCCUAGUUGGACAUGGCUAAUUCAGUCUUUGUACAGACUAUUGCCAGUUGCUUUUAUGUGCUAGUGUGGUACAUAUCACUGCAUGUUGUCAGCAUCUUUUUGGUUACAGAAAGGCUUUUUCAUCUGAUUGCACUCCUCUCUCAAAUAAUACUGCAUUUUUAAGGCUUAAAUUUAACUAAAAAUAGUGGAAUUUUUUUCAUUUCCCUUUGAAAAGUAGACAAAAUUCGAGUUGCACUGAAAUGAAACCACUUUUGUCUUCUCCAGCUGUACGGUGAUGCUCAUUAAUAAUAACUUGUCAUUUGUCUACAUUUUGCUGUUGUCUUGAGUGGUCCUGAUCUGUUUGCUGGGGAAUUCAUGCUUUGAGCCUUGCACAAACCAUUGUGAACUUAUUCUGCACAUCAAUGUCAUUUAUGUUGUCAUAUCUCUUUCAAAUGGUUUCAAUUUCCUGCGAAAUUUGCAAGAUACAAAAUGAAGUCUGUAAACCAAGGGAUAUGUUACGGUUAUUCGACACUACAGCAAUCGUAGAAUAAGCUGUAUGCUUGCUUGCAACCAAAAUCACAACUUGGAAAACUAAACAAAUGGUUGAUUUGUUGAGAAAGUUAUUUGGUAGUUAUAUACUGCCUGAUUAUCCCUGUGAUCAUCUGUAAUCUGUAACUCCAACAAAUCGUAAAUUAGCAGCAACAAACCUAGAAGUUGCAAAAAUGAUAUUAACACAGUAUUCUUCAGGCUGACUGUGUACUUUGCUACCAGUUUAGCCUUUAUUGACUGGUUAUUUUGAUGUCAGCCAUUGCUCUCCAGCAUGUAUUGAUUAGGUUGCAUUGUGCAAUCUGCUUUACAAUGCAAACAUCUUUUUUGUACUUUGAAUGUGAGCAAGGCCAUUUCUUGGUACCAAAUCUUACCUUUGAUCUGAAGUAUUCUGCAAAUCAAAUCCUGGUGUUUAAGAGACAUAAAAAUAUAAAGUUUCUGUGGUUAAAACAUGUCAGCAAACAUAUAAAAAGCAAACACAAAAGCCAAGUGCUUUUAACUGUAUUGGACAGUAAAACUUUAAUUUGUGAAUGUGGCUAUUCCAGUGUAUAAACUGUAAGGUGCUAAUUAUAUUGAUAUAUGGGACAACAAAAUUAAGAGAUCAUGUGCUAAAUGUCAAUUUUAUCUAAAAUCUGCUGCGGUCCAUUUGUAAUAAUGUCUCUGGUUUUCAUUUUUCUCUUCAAUGCUGUGUCUGGCCUGUCUGGCCUAUCUUUGCCUUGCUAUAGAGCAUAAUCUAUUACACCGGUUAGCAGGUAUGAAAAGAAAGUCCUUUGAAUCUAAGUUUUUAAGUGAAUUGUGAAAUUUUUGUUCUUUUUCUUUAAAUACACAAUCACUCAAGGUUUUCAGCCUUAGUGAAGUUUUAAAAUUGCAGUAUUCACUUUAUUGUUGUAUUCACUGGUACUGUAAAGCAGAAAUGGAUAAUAUUCCCUUUUAAUUUACAAUUUGUCUACAGUUCAAUUUUUUUACAAAUCUAAUUGUGGGAUUCCAAUGAAGAAGUGUAUUGAGAAGCUGUGCAAUCUGUAAUCUCAAUAUUGUUACUGAACUGUUGACUGAAAGCUAAAGUGGUGGAUUUUUUUUCAUGCUUUAUGCCAUUACCUGAUAGAGUUUUUAGAAUUUUCUAAAUUAUGGUGCAAAUGUAUUCAUGAAUUCACACAGCUGCUUUAUUGGAUUAGUUGCAAAAUUCAUUUCGCUCGGAUUUCAGGUUAGACUGAUGAAAUGCAGUCGAAUUUGGUGAGUCAUAUCCAGCAAUCUGAAAAGGUUAGAUCUUUGCGAUUUUUAGCAACUCAACAUCACUUUGAAUUGUUGCUGCCUUUUGAAGUAGCUGCUAACUUCUACAGCUUUAUCACUUGGGCUCCUACUUAAAGCUGCAUUUAUAUUUUCUAGACUACAACAUUUGGAAAUCUACUAUUGAGAAGUCAAAGAUCAGUAAAUCAGACAAUUCAAGAUGCAUUUUGAAUUUAAGUGCAAUUCAUAUAAAAAAAAUUUUAUACAUGCAUAUCCCUGAUGGCAGCAGAUAACUUAUUUUCAAUUAUACUGAUGAAAUUAAUUUGGCUAACAAUCAGUAAGUCUACAAAGAAUAUUUUUUUUUAUUUUUUGCCUACCUUUUUUGGCAGGCCUUUUACCAGAUAGCACAAAAUAUUUUUGUUUGGUGGUGCAAUCAGACCAUUAGAUCCACUCACCAAAAUAAAGAAUGUACAAACUGGUUAACAAAUAUUUUUAAACCAAUUGUCAUUUAUGUCUAUAUAUAUUUAAAAAAAAUGCCUUUUUGUUUUGUUUUUAUAAAAAUCAUUCAGUGUAUCCGUGCAUUCAUUAUAAAUAGUAAAUUUGUAAAUGAGCUGUUGUUGAGUCUUUUGCAACUGUUGCAUGACUUUUUAAAGGCUUAACAGUGUACAAUUAACUUUGAUCCAUGGGUGUGGGGAAGGGGGGGUACUUUUGGCUGCUGUUUUGGAAGGAACGUUUACUUCCAUUGUAACGUUUAAAGUAAGACCUUUUUAAUAUUUCUGUUCGGGUAAGAAUAUUAAGACAAGUUUCACAGGUGAUAAUUGUAUAUCUGAUUUGCUAUUUCAUUUUGCACACAAGCAAUUGACAUUUAAAUGUUGCCAUUGUUUCUGGUGUAAACAAUAUUAAACUAUUUACUGAAACUUCA